AUGAAUCCCGCCGAAGGGGCGGCAGAGGAAGGCGCUGUCCCUGACUCCGAGGUGGAUGCUUUCUUCCGAACAGGUUCUUUUCGAAAUGAUGGUUUAAAAGCUGCUGAUGUCCUUCCUAUACUGAAGGAGAAAGUAGCCUUUGUUUCAGGUGGCCGUGAUAAACGAGGAGGUCCUGUCUUGACCUUCCCAGCCCGCAGCAAUCACGACAGAAUAAGGCAGGAAGACCUUCGGAAACUUGUGACUUAUUUGGCCAGCGUGCCAAGCGAAGAUGUUUGUAAGCGAGGAUUCACUGUUAUUAUCGAUAUGCGGGGAUCCAAAUGGGAUUUGAUCAAGCCUCUCCUAAAAACCCUUCAAGAAGCCUUUCCUGCUGAGAUUCAUGUUGCUCUGAUUAUAAAGCCUGAUAAUUUCUGGCAGAAGCAGAAAACGAACUUUGGCAGUUCCAAGUUCAUCUUUGAGACAAGUAUGGUAUCUGUUGAAGGCCUGGCAAAACUGGUAGACCCUUCUCAACUGACAGAUGAGUUUGAAGGAUCGUUGGAUUACAACCACGAUGAAUGGAUAGAGCUGCGCGUCUCCUUGGAAGAGUUUUUCAACAGUGCAAUCCAUUUAUUAUCAAGGCUGGAGGAUCUCCAGGAAAUGUUGGCCAGGAAGGAGUUUCCAGUGGAUGUUGAGGGCUCCAGAAGGCUGAUUGAUGAGCACACACAGCUGAAGAAAAAAGUGAUUAAAGCUCCUGUGGAAGAGCUGGAUCGGGAGGGUCAGAGGUUAUUACAAUGCAUAAGAUGCAGCGAUGGUUUUUCUGGUAGGAACUGCAUUCCUGGAAGUGCAGAUUUUCAAAGUCUUGUGCCAAAGAUCACCAGCCUUUUAGACAAGCUGCAUUCUACCCGGCAGCACUUGCACCAGAUGUGGCAUGUCCGCAAGCUGAAACUAGACCAGUGCUUUCAACUCCGGCUGUUUGAGCAAGACGCUGAGAAGAUGUUUGACUGGAUCAGCCACAACAAAGAAUUGUUCCUGCAGAGUCACACGGAGAUCGGCGUGAGCUAUCAACAUGCCCUUGAUCUACAGACACAGCACAAUCACUUUGCCAUGAAUUCCAUGAACGCCUAUGUCAAUAUCAAUCGGAUCAUGUCUGUUGCGUCCAGGCUUUCUGAAGCAGGCCAUUAUGCUUCCCAGCAAAUUAAACAAAUAUCAAGCCAGCUGGAUCAAGAAUGGAAGAGUUUUGCUGCAGCGCUGGAUGAGCGCAGCACCAUCUUAGCCAUGUCUGCUGUCUUUCACCAGAAGGCUGAACAGUUUCUUUCAGGUGUGGACGCCUGGUGCAAAAUGUGCAGUGAAGGAGGCCUCCCCUCAGAAAUGCAAGACCUGGAACUGGCCAUCCAUCAUCAUCAGACCCUGUAUGAACAAGUAACACAGGCCUACACAGAGGUAAGCCAGGAUGGAAAAGCCUUACUGGAUGUCUUACAACGUCCCUUGAGCCCUGGCAAUUCUGAAUCUCUCACUGCCACUGCAAACUACUCCAAAGCUGUUCACCAAGUGCUGGAUGUGGUACACGAAGUCCUACAUCACCAGCGGCGCUUAGAGAGCAUCUGGCAACACAGAAAGGUCCGACUACAUCAAAGGCUGCAGCUCUGUGUUUUCCAGCAGGAUGUUCAACAGGUACUGGACUGGAUUGAAAAUCAUGGGGAAGCCUUUCUAAGUAAACACACAGGAGUGGGGAAGUCUCUACACCGAGCACGCGCGCUGCAGAAAAGGCACGAUGAUUUUGAAGAGGUAGCACAGAAUACGUACACCAAUGCAGACAAGCUUUUGGAAGCUGCAGAGCAGUUGGCUCAGACUGGGGAAUGUGACCCUGAAGAGAUCUAUAAAGCAGCACGGCAUCUGGAAGUACGGAUUCAGGACUUUGUCCGGAGGGUGGAACAGAGAAAACUUCUCUUGGACAUGUCAGUCUCCUUCCACACCCACACCAAAGAGCUGUGGACAUGGAUGGAAGAUCUGCAAAAGGAGCUCUUAGAGGAUGUCUGUGCUGAUUCUGUGGAUGCAGUUCAGGAGCUUAUCAAGCAGUUUCAGCAGCAACAAACAGCCACCUUGGAUGCUACCCUCAAUGUGAUUAAAGAAGGGGAAGAUCUAAUCCAACAGCUCAGGGAUUCUGCUGUUUCCAACAAUAAGACUCCACACAACAGCUCCAUCAGCCACAUUGAAUCUGUCCUUCAGCAGCUUGACGAGGCCCAGGUACAGAUGGAAGAGCUCUUCCAUGAGAGAAAGAUUAAGCUAGACAUUUUCCUUCAGCUCCGGAUUUUUGAACAGUACACCAUUGAGGUCACAGCAGAGUUAGAUGCCUGGAAUGAAGAUCUGCUGAGACAAAUGAAUGAUUUCAAUACCGAAGACCUCACUCUGGCCGAGCAGCGUUUGCAGCGUCACACCGAGCGGAAGCUGGCUAUGAACAACAUGACCUUUGAAGUCAUCCAGCAAGGGCAAGAUUUACACCAAUACAUCAUGGAGGUCCAGGCUUCAGGUAUCGAGCUGAUCUGUGAAAAAGACAUUGAUCUUGCAACACAGGUUCAAGAACUGCUGGAAUUUCUUCAUGAGAAACAGCAUGAGCUGGAGCUUAAUGCUGACCAAACCCACAAGAGGUUAGAGCAGUGCCUACAGCUCCGGCACCUACAGGCUGAAGUCAAGCAGGUGCUUGGCUGGAUCAGGAAUGGUGAAUCAAUGCUGAACGCAAGCCUUGUCAAUGCAAGCUCCCUCUCUGAAGCUGAGCAGCUCCAGCGAGAGCAUGAACAGUUUCAGCUGGCCAUAGAGAAGACACACCAGAGUGCCCUGCAAGUCCAGCAGAAAGCCGAAGUGUUGCUACAGGCUGGGCAUUAUGAUGCUGAUGCUAUCAGAGAGUGUGCUGAAAAAGUGGCCCUGCACUGGCAGCAGCUGAUGCUGAAGAUGGAGGACAGGCUCAAACUUGUCAAUGCCUCGGUGGCCUUCUAUAAAACUUCUGAGCAGGUGUGCAGUGUAUUAGAGAGUCUAGAGCAAGAAUACAGACGGGAUGAAGACUGGUGUGGAGGGCGUGAUAAACUUGGACCAGCAGCUGAGAUAGACCACGUCAUCCCUCUGAUCAGCAAACACCUGGAACAGAAGGAGGCUUUUCUCAAGGCCUGUACACUGGCACGAAGGAAUGCUGAGGUAUUCCUCAAGUACAUCCACAGGAACAAUGUCAGCAUGCCUGGAGUAGCAAGCCAUACAAGGGGGCCUGAGCAGCAAGUAAAAGCCAUUCUGAGUGAGCUGCUGCAGAGGGAGAACAGAGUCCUUCACUUCUGGACCCUGAAGAAGCGGAGAUUAGAUCAGUGCCAACAGUAUGUUGUCUUUGAGCGCAGUGCCAAGCAGGCCUUAGACUGGAUCCAAGAAACUGGCGAAUAUUACCUCUCUACUCACAACUCCACAGGGGAAUCAGCAGAAGAAACUCAGGAACUCCUGAAAGAAUAUGGGGAAUUCAGAGUACCUGCCAAGCAAACAAAGGAGAAAGUGAAGCUCCUCAUCCAGCUGGCUGACAGCUUUGUAGAAAAAGGACAUAUCCACGCCACUGAAAUUAGGAAGUGGGUCACCACCGUUGACAAACGCUACCGUGACUUCUCUCUCAGGAUGGGGAAAUACCGCUACUCCCUGGAAAAAGCCCUUGGAAUCAAUACAGAGGAUAACAAGGACCUCGAACUAGAUAUUAUUCCAGCAAGUCUUUCAGACCGGGAGGUAAAACUGAGAGAUGCAAAUCAUGAAGUCAAUGAAGAAAAAAGAAAGUCGGCCAGGAAAAAAGAAUUCAUUAUGGCUGAGCUGCUUCAGACAGAAAAAGCUUAUGUCAGGGACUUACAUGAAUGUUUAGAGACUUACCUUUGGGAAAUGACAAGUGGAGUUGAAGAAAUACCUGCUGGGAUCCUUAAUAAAGAACACAUCAUCUUUGGCAAUAUUCAGGAGAUAUAUGACUUUCAUAACAACAUUUUCCUAAAAGAACUAGAGAAAUAUGAACAACUGCCUGAGGAUGUGGGCCACUGCUUCGUUACCUGGGCAGAUAAAUUUCAGAUGUAUGUCACCUACUGUAAAAACAAGCCUGACUCCAGCCAGCUCAUCCUGGAACAUGCAGGAACCUUCUUUGAUGAAAUUCAGCAAAGACAUGGUUUGGCCAACUCUAUCUCUUCUUAUUUAAUCAAGCCUGUCCAGAGGAUCACAAAAUAUCAACUCCUACUGAAGGAACUGCUGACCUGCUGCGAGGAGGGCAAAGGGGAACUCAAAGAUGGUCUGGAAGUGAUGCUCAGUGUCCCAAAGAAGGCCAACGAUGCAAUGCAUGUCAGCAUGCUGGAAGGGUUUGAUGAGAACCUGGACGUCCAGGGAGAGCUGAUUCUUCAGGAUUCCUUCCAAGUGUGGGAUCCCAAGUCUCUCAUUCGGAAAGGCCGUGAGAGGCAUUUGUUUCUCUUUGAAAUCUCUUUGGUGUUUAGCAAAGAGAUCAAAGAUUCUUCAGGACACACAAAAUAUGUUUACAAGAACAAGUUACUGACCUCAGAACUGGGUGUGACUGAACAUGUUGAAGGAGAUCCCUGUAAAUUUGCUUUGUGGUCUGGACGAACACCUUCCUCAGACAAUAAAACAGUGCUGAAAGCAUCCAGUAUUGAAACAAAACAGGAAUGGAUCAAAAAUAUCCGAGAAGUCAUUCAAGAAAGGAUUAUCCAUCUGAAAGGAGCUCUGAAAGAGCCAAUUCAGCUCCCCAAGACACCAGCAAAGCAACGAAACAACAGUAGAAGAGAUGGAGUAGAGGAUGCAGACAGCCAAGGAGAUGGCAGCAGUCAACCUGACACCAUUUCUAUAGCAUCUAGGACAUCACAGAACACAGUGGACAGUGAUAAGUUGUCUGGAGGGUGUGAACUAACCGUGGUGCUCCAGGACUUCACAGCGGGCCACAGCAGCGAGCUGAGCAUUCAGGUGGGGCAGACAGUGGAGCUGCUGGAGAGGCCGAGCGAAAGGCCAGGCUGGUGUUUGGUCCGGACCACAGAGCGGAGCCCACCUCAGGAGGGCCUGGUCCCCAGCAGUGCUCUCUGCAUUUCCCAUUCCCGCAGCAGUGUGGAGAUGGAUUGCUUCUUCCCUUCAGGAAAAGAUGCAUAUUCAGUCUCUUCCAAUGACAAUGGGGGCAAGUCUGAUUCAGUGGCCAACUUACAACCUCAGCCAUCCCUCAACUCCAUCCAGAGCUCCCCUGGCCCCAAGCGCUCGACCAACACCCUGAAGAAAUGGUUGACUAGUCCUGUGCGCCGGCUCAACAGCGGAAAGACCGAGAGCAACAUCAAGAAACAAAAGAAGGUGCGAGAUGGCAGGAAGAGCUUUGACCUCGGCUCUCCAAAGACUGGAGAUGACACUACCCCUCAAGGAGACAGCGCUGAUGAGAAGAGCAAGAAAGGUUGGGGAGAAGAUGAACCAGAUGAAGAGUCUCACACACCUCUUCCUCCUCCUAUGAAGAUUUUUGACAAUGAUCCAACCCAAGAUGAGAUGUCCUCUUCUUUGCUAGCUGCUCGACAGAGCUCCUCCGAUGUCCCAACUGCUGCGGAUCUUGUCAGUGCAAUAGAAAAGUUGGUCAAAACUAAGCUGACCCUUGAAGGAGGAUCUUACAGAGGAAGCUUAAAAGAUGCCACUGGCUGCUUAAAUGAAGGAAUGACACCUUCAACUCCCCCACGAAACCUUGAAGAGGAGCAAAAAGCCAAAGCAAUGAGAGGCAGGAUGUUUGUCUUAAAUGAACUGGUACAGACUGAAAAAGACUACGUCAAAGACUUGGGAACUGUUGUGGAGGGCUUCAUGAAGAGGAUGGAAGAAAAAGGAGUUUCUGAAGAUAUGAAAGGGAAAGAUAAGAUUGUAUUUGGCAAUAUUCACCAGAUCUAUGACUGGCAUAAAGACUUUUUCCUAGCUGAACUGGAAAAAUGUCUUCAAGAACCUGACCGUUUAGCACAGCUUUUUAUUAAACACGAGCGGCGAUUACACAUGUAUGUGGUGUAUUGCCAAAACAAACCACGAUCUGAAUAUAUAGUAGCUGAGUAUGAGGCAUACUUUGAGGAGGUUCAACAGGAAAUAAGCCAACGGCUAACCAUUAGUGACUUUCUGAUCAAACCCAUUCAAAGAAUAACUAAGUAUCAGCUUCUUCUCAAGGACUUUCUGAGGUACAGUGAAAAAGCUGGACUGGAGUGCUCUGAUAUAGAGAAAGCAGUUGAAUUAAUGUGCCUUGUACCAAAACGUUGCAAUGAUAUGAUGAACCUGGGUCGCCUCCAAGGCUUUGAGGGCAAGCUGACAGCUCAAGGCAAGCUGCUGCAGCAGGACACCUUCUAUGUGACAGAGCAGGAUUCUGGAGUUCAGUCUCGACCGAAGGAGCGCAGGGUGUUUCUCUUUGAGCAAAUAGUUAUCUUCAGUGAACUCCUUAGAAAAGGAUCUUUAACGCCAGGCUACAUGUUCAAGAAAAGCAUAAAGAUGAACUACCUUAUCAUUGAGGAAAACGUGGACAAUGAUCCCUGCAAGUUUGCUCUAAUGAGCCGGGAAACGUCAGAGAGAGUAAUUUUACAGGCAGCUAAUCCAGAAAUUCAACAAGCUUGGGUACAGGACAUCAACCAGGUCCUGGACACACAAAGAGAUUUCCUAAAUGCUCUCCAGUCUCCCAUAGAGUACCAACGCAAAGAAAACAGCUCUGCAGUGCUGAGGCCUCAGACGGGUAGGGUCACUCAGCCCAACAGCAGACCCUAUUCUUCUGUUCCAGUAGGGUCUGAGAAGCCUUUGAAGGCUACAAGCCGUAAUCCAUCUCUCCCACCCCUGAAGAUAUCUACCUCCAAUGGCAGCACAGGGUAUGAACACUCACAGCCUGGAGACAAGUAUGAACAAAACAAGACUGAUUUGGGAGGGUGCAAUGGGACCUCUUCCAUGGUGGUGAUUAAAGAUUACUAUGCACUGAAGGAGGAUGAGAUCUGUGUGAAUCAAGGAGAGGUGGUUCAGAUCCUUGCUAUCAACCAGCAGAACAUGUUCCUGGUGUACCAGCCUGCAAAUGACCACUCUCCAGCCGCUGAAGGAUGGAUCCCUGGCAAUAUCUUGGCUCCCCUCACUAAAUCCACCACAGAUAAUAACGACGGAAGCAUCAAGAAGUCAUGUUCAUGGCAUACCCUGCGCAUGAGAAAGCGGGCGGAAAAGGAGAGCAGUGGCAAAAAUGAAGCCAAUGGGCCACGUAAAUCCAAGGAUAUUCUGGGGAACAAAGUCUCUGUUAAAGAGACAAACAGCUCAGAGGAAUCAGAGUGUGAUGACCUUGACCCCAAUACUAGCAUGGAGAUAAUCAACCCCAAUUUCAUUCAAGAAGUGGCUCCAGAGUUUCUUGUGCCAUUAGUGGACGUCACCUGCCUGCUCGGUGACACAGUGAUGCUGCAGUGCAAAGUCUGCGGACGGCCCAAACCAACUAUAACCUGGAAGGGACCAGAUCAAAACAUUCUUGACAAUGACAACAGCACAGCCACUUACACGGUGUCAUCCUGUGACUCCGGGGAGCUCACCUUGAAGAUCUGCAAUCUGAUGCCUCAGGACAGUGGCAUUUACACCUGUGUGGCAACCAAUGAACAUGGAACUGCAUCAACCUCUGCAACCAUCAAAGUUCAAGGUGUCCCAGCUGCCCCAAAUCGUCCCAUUGCUCAGGAGAGAAGCUGCACCUCUGUGAUCCUACGCUGGCUACCCCCAUCCAGUACAGGCAAUUGCACCAUUUCAGGCUACACUGUGGAGUACAGAGAAGAAGGCUCACAGGUCUGGCAGCAGUCAGUAGCCUCAACUUUGGACACGUACCUUGUCAUUGAGGACCUGGCCCCAGGCUGCCAGUAUCAGUUUCGAGUGAGUGCCAGCAAUCCCUGGGGGAUCAGCUUGCCCAGCGACCCAUCCGAAUUUGUACGGCUCCCGGAGUACGACUCUGCUGCUGACGGUGCCACUGUUUCAUGGAAGGAAAACUUUGACCUUGCUUAUGCAGAGCUGCAUGAGAUUGGGAGGGGUCGCUUCUCCAUAGUAAAGAAAUGUGUUCACAAAGCUACCAGAAAAGAUGUUGCUGUAAAAUUCAUUAGUAAAAAAAUGAAAAAGAAAGAGCAGGCAGCACAUGAAGCAGCUUUGUUACAGCACUUACAGCAUCCUCAGUACAUCACUAUCCACGAUACCUACGAGUCUCCCACUUCUUACAUCUUAGUUUUGGAACUGAUGGAUGAUGGCCGUCUCUUAGAUUAUCUGAUGAACCAUGAUGAACUUAUGGAGGAAAAAGUCGCUUUCUAUAUCAGAGACACAAUGGAAGCCUUGCAGUACCUCCACAAUUGCAGAGUGGCUCACUUGGACAUAAAGCCAGAAAAUCUGCUCAUUGAUUUAAGAAUCCCAGUACCUCGUGUCAAGAUCAUUGAUUUGGAAGAUGCAGUUCAGAUCACAGGUCAUUACCACAUCCACCACCUCCUCGGAAACCCGGAGUUUGCAGCUCCUGAAGUUAUCCAAGGCCUUCCUGUCUCCUUGAGCACAGAUAUCUGGAGCAUUGGGGUCCUCACCUAUAUCAUGUUAAGUGGUGUCUCUCCUUUCCUGGAUGAAAGCAAAGAGGAGACUUGUAUUAACGUGUGCAGAGUCGACUUCAGCUUCCCGCCUGAGUACUUCUCCGACGUGAGUCAUGCUGCAAGAGAUUUCAUCAGUGUUAUCCUCCAGGAAGACUUUAGGAGAAGGCCAACAGCAGCCACUUGUUUACAGCAUCCGUGGCUUCAGCCACACAAUGGCAGCUAUUCCAAGAUCCCACUGGAUACCUCCCGCUUGGCUUCCUUCAUUGAGCGCCGCAGGCACCAGUACGACGUGCACCCGGUCCCCAGCGUCAAGAGUUUCCUGAUGAGCAGGCUGAACCCAGGCACGUAA
Indicator indicator is the source of this 8895-nucleotide messenger RNA. RefSeq names its product kalirin RhoGEF kinase (gene KALRN). The record is from RefSeq and is a predicted model, not a curated record. The transcript has 60 exons. Gene Ontology annotation, cellular component: cytoplasm. Lineage: Eukaryota; Metazoa; Chordata; Aves; Piciformes; Indicatoridae. Gene Ontology annotation, biological process: protein phosphorylation. Gene Ontology annotation, molecular function: protein kinase activity; guanyl-nucleotide exchange factor activity; protein binding. Bases 1 to 8895 code for a protein of 2964 amino acids.